Spodoptera exigua (beet armyworm) is the source of this 372-nucleotide messenger RNA. NCBI's taxonomy places the organism in Eukaryota, Metazoa, Arthropoda, Insecta, Lepidoptera, Noctuidae. The record is from the annotation of a GenBank genome assembly.
AUGGCCGGGAAUCGAACCCGGAUCAACUGCUUGGAAGGCAACUAUGCUGACCAUUACACCACCAUCGCAGCUGAGAGACGCGUCGAAAUACUGGUUCUUUUAGAAGAAAAAAUCGCAACAUCUGCUAUAUCAAGAAAAAUUAAGAGCUACCCUACAAGACAAAAAGUAAAAAAAUCCUUAGAUAUCGGGUUUCUAGACGGCAAAAAGUACGAAAAAGAAGUGAACCUCAAGGACAACAUAUUUAGACAGCCUGGAGAUGACCAGUCCCAAUUGGCGGCGCCCGUUCACGAACAUGACACGUACACCAGCACCGCCCAACUCAACCAUAUUAUAGGGAAUUGGGCGAUCCAGUGCCCGUGCCACCGCCAAUGA